Molecule: messenger RNA, 1230 nt
Organism: Entrophospora sp. SA101
Lineage: Eukaryota; Fungi; Glomeromycota; Glomeromycetes; Entrophosporales; Entrophosporaceae
Source: the annotation of a GenBank genome assembly
AUGAAAGGCCCUUCAAGUGCAGCAAAACCUGGUUACUUCUUUUAUCACCAAGCUAAUGAGGAAACUCGUUUGAUCUUUAACCGUCGCCCAUUUGAAUCUACUGGUCCUUCAAUAUUUCUCUAUAAUGAAGUCUUUGGACUAUUCUUACAGGAUUUCAAGGAUGUAUCUAUCCCUAAUGAUUUUUACAAAUGGACUAAAGAACUCCUUUGGAUUGCAGCAUCUGGAUAUAAGGAUGAAAAAACUCGCCAAGGAAUCAUGAUGGAAAAGUUUCAAGAACUUUGGGGUGUUGUACAUAAAGAACAGAAUCCUGAUAAUAGUGCAAGUGAUGGUGUACUAACAAUUUCAGUCAAAAACCAACUAGCUUAUAAAGCCAUUUUUGAAAUUAAAAAUGAAGUUGGUUCUGACAAAGUAGUAGUUGAACCAUUGACAGAUAUGAUCUUUCUAGCAGAUCCAGUAGAUGAUGAUGAUAAGUUUUGUCAGAUUAUUCGAUUGUUUGUAGCAUUAACUAAUGCUUUUGAUCACCUUCAUCAAUUCUAUUCAAAUUCGGACACAACUCUAUCUGAGAUAUCAUUGAAUGAGAUUCCAAAUGAUUAUUUUUUACAAGACAAAUUUUUCCCUUAUAUUCGGGAAUUUAUAAUAGAAGAUAAGAAAUUCCAUUUUACCUAUGAUGGUCCACUAACUAAGAAUUAUGCAAAACCAAUUUGGAAAGCACGAUUGGAUGAUAACACUGAGAUAGUUGUAAAAUUUGCAAAAAGAUAUAACAGUGAAGCACACAAGAUCUGUUAUCAUAAAGAUCUUGCUCCAGGACUGAUCUUUGUUAGUGAAAAUAUAUAUAAUGGAUUUUAUAUGAUUAUUAUGAAGUACAUUGAUGGUAUUCAACUAGACAAUCUUAUAACAGAUACUCAUUGCACCCAAGAAACUUUAAUAAACAUCUAUAAGGAUAUAAAAAUUGCUAUUGAUGAGUUGCAUUGUAACAAUAUUGUAUUUGCAGACCUUAGACCUCCAAACAUCUUAAUUAGAGUUUUAGAUGGUAAGCAUAAAGUAACUCUUGUAGUUUUUGAUUGGUGUGGAAGAGAUAGAGUGGAUAGAUACCCAGCAUCAAUAAAUUGGGAACAACCAUGGCAUAAUGAUGUUAAACCCAAUGGUUUACUUAAAAAAGAAUAUGAUUAUCAUAUGCUUGACCAAUUAAAGGACUUACUACAUGAACUUGAUAAUGGAGAUCACAAAUAA